GAGAGAGAGAGAGUGUUCAGAGAGAUAAGAAGAAAGAUUGAGACAGAGAGAGACGAGAUUAGCAAAAGAGCUUGUGGAGCGGAGUCAGCUAGCGGGGCACAGUGGUGUGGAUCUGGUGCUGGUUCUGGUUCUGGUUCUGGUUCUGCUGAGGUAUGGAGCUAUGGCGCCAGUGUGCAGCCUGGCUGAUCCGGUGCCGGGUGCUGCCAGAGAACCACCGCGUCACCUGGGACUCGGCACAGGUGUGCGACCUGGCUCACGCGCUGCGGGACGGUGUGCUGCUCUGCCAGCUCCUCAACAACCUGCUGCCCCAGUCCAUCAACCUGAAGGACAUCAACCUGCGGCCACAGAUGUCUCAGUUCCUCUGUCUGAAGAACAUCAGAACCUUCUUGUCCACCUGCCAGGGCCGCUUCAGGAUGAAGAAGAGCGAACUAUUUGAGGCCUUUGACCUCUUCGAUGUGAGGGACUUUGGCAAGGUGAUUGAAACGCUGUCAUCCCUGUCCUACACAUCGAUUGCAACAGAGCGGGGAAUCCAGCCAUUUCCAUUAGAGGGCAGUGUUCCCGAUGAAGAAAUCUACAAUGGCCUGUCCGACCAGAUAGAUGACACAGCAGAUGAGGAUGAUGAUCUGUAUGACUGUGUGGAAGACGAGGUUGAUGAAGGAGACGAGAUCUAUGAGGACCUGAUGAGGGCAGAUGCCCAGGAGCAGAAGAUGCCAGAGGUGGACAAGAGGAACUGCUGCCUGCAGGAGAUCAGACAGACAGAGGAGAAGUACACUGACACCCUGGAGUCCAUAUUAAAGCACUUCAUGAAGCCUCUCCAGCGGUUUCUGCAGCCUCAGGACGUUGAGAACAUUUUCAUCAACAUCAAGGAGCUGGCCUCUACACACCGCAGCCUCCUGGAGGAGAUCCGCACCUCCAUUCUCUCCUGUGGGGCGGAGAACCUGUACCAGGUCUUCAUCAGUUACAAGGAGAGGUUACUGCCCUACGGCCGCUACUGCAGCCAGGUGGAGUCGGCCACCAAACACCUGGACAAGAUCGCCAGCACUAAAGAGGAUGUGCGCAUGAAGCUGGAGGAAUGCUCCAAACGAGCAAACAGCGGCAGAUUUUCCCUGCGAGAUCUCCUCAUGGUCCCCAUGCAGAGGGUCCUUAAAUAUCACCUACUUUUACAGGAGCUGGUGAAACACACCACUAAUCCUGCAGAGAAAGAGAAUCUGCGCACAGCCUUGGAUGCCAUGCGGGACUUGGCGCAGUGUGUGAACGAAGUCAAACGAGACAACGAGAUCCUCCGGCAGAUCACCACCUUCCAGCUGUCCAUCGAGAACAUGACCCAGUCUCUCGCUCUGUAUGGCCGUCCCAAAAUUGACGGAGAACUGAAGAUUUGCAGUUCAGAGAAGAGAUCCAAACAGGACAGGUACGCCUUCCUGUUCGACAAGGCCAUGCUGGUUUGUAAGAGGAAGAGUGGAGACAACCUGGAGCUGAAAAAGCUGAUCGAACUGCAGAACUAUCAGGUCCUGGAUGAUCCGGGAGGAGAACGGGACAAUAAGAAGUGGUCCAGUGCGUUCUAUCUAAUAGACUCCUACGAUGACAGCAGCUACGAUCUCUACUUCAAAACCAAGGAGCUGAAGAGGAAAUGGCUGGAGCAGUUUCAAAUGGCUCAGUCGAACAUGUUCCCUGAUAACCACACAGCCAACAACCAUGACUUCCAGAUGCACUGCUUUGAGGAGACCACGUCCUGCAAGGCCUGCUGCAUGCUGCUCAGAGGGAUAUUCUUCCAGGGUUACCGCUGCACACGCUGUAAGGUAGCAGCUCAUAAAGAAUGCCUGGGCAGAGUCCCUGCCUGCGGACGGAACUCAGACACCUCUGGCACCAUGAAAAAGAACAAGAACCAGCGGUCCGGAGGCAGCAGGCCACCUGAUUCAGUCUUGCCAAAGAUGGAGGUCUGUCAGGAGUAUUUUGGAUUGCCUCCACCCCCCGUUGCAUUCGGCCAACCGCUGCACCUCUCCAUGGGUGAUGUCAUCGAGCUGAUGCGGGCAGAGGUGGAUCUGCAGUGGUGGGAGGGCCGGAAUAUGGCGGUGGGAGAAACGGGCUGGUUUCCUUCUUCUAAAGUGCGACCCUUCAUCCCAAGAGCCACUCCAGAUUUGACGGGGUUCCCCUGGUUUGCAGGGAACUUGGACCGAGCAGCUGCCAAAAACCUGCUGCAGACGCGCUCGGACGGAACGUACCUGGUCAGGCAGAAGGAUGCCGGCGAGUUUGCGGUCAGCAUCAAGUUCAAGUUGGACACCAAACACAUAAAGAUUACAUCUGCAGAGGGGCUUUUUCGCAUCAACGAGAAGAAGGCCUUCAAAGGGUUAAUUGACCUGGUGGAGUUCUAUCAAAAAAACACCCUGAAGGAGUACUUCAAAGACCUGGACACACCCCUACAGUUCCCCUUUAAAGAGCCAGAGCACAGUGCCAGCCCACCUGCUCCUACAGGGGGCAUCACGCGAUACUUUGGCACAGCCAGGGCGCGUUACGACUUCUCGGCUCGAGACCGCACCGAGCUGUCCCUGCGUGAGGGGGACACGGUGAAGAUCAUCUCCAAAAAGUCUUCCAACGGCUGGUGGAAGGGGGAGGUUUAUGGCAGGGUGGGACUGUUCCCAGCCAACUAUGUAGAGGAGGAUUACUCAGACUACUGCUGACCACAUGAGACCAGAGCUCCGCCCCCCUGAGGCCAGCACCAUCCUAUCCCAGCACAGAAGGGGUCCAGUCCUCCCAUCCUGGAGCCGGACCCUGGCCCCCACUUUUCAGUGCUGUGAACUUGCGGUGUCCCAGACAGAGAGUUACGCUGCACCUGCAGGGGGACCCCAGCGGAUAUCAUCAGUGUGGCUGAUUCUGAUCCAACACACAGCCCUCCUGCUAUCCUGUAUGUGCAUGUGCAUGUGCGUGUGUGUGCGUGUAUGCGUGUGUCUGUGUGUGUCUGUGUUUGCGUGUGCAUGUGUAUGUGUGUGUGUGUACAUGUGUGUGUGUGCAUGAGUAUGUGUGUGUGUGUGUGUGUGUAUCUGUGUGCGCCUUUCCUCUGCCUGUACCUCACCCUGUCGGUGCCAUGCCCCUAACUGUGACCCUGUCUUCACCCCAUUCCUGACAGACAGGCCUGGGAGACCUCACUGUGCUGUAGUUACAUUUUGUUUAUUAGUCAUGUUUCAGUGUGCUGAAUUCUCUACGUAAAUAAAUAUGUUUAUAUUAAUUUAA
This is a messenger RNA of Anguilla anguilla (European eel), 3225 nucleotides long. RefSeq names its product proto-oncogene vav-like. Gene Ontology annotation, molecular function: protein binding; guanyl-nucleotide exchange factor activity. Lineage: Eukaryota; Metazoa; Chordata; Actinopteri; Anguilliformes; Anguillidae. Bases 153 to 2675 code for a protein of 840 amino acids. The transcript is spliced from 27 exons. Gene Ontology annotation, biological process: intracellular signal transduction; regulation of GTPase activity; cell migration. Gene Ontology annotation, cellular component: cytoplasm. The record is from RefSeq and is a predicted model, not a curated record.